This is a messenger RNA of Sciurus carolinensis (gray squirrel), 1819 nucleotides long. It is a transcript of the gene Fbxo45, whose product is annotated as F-box protein 45. Gene Ontology annotation, biological process: synapse assembly involved in innervation; proteasome-mediated ubiquitin-dependent protein catabolic process. The transcript has 3 exons. Gene Ontology annotation, cellular component: SCF ubiquitin ligase complex; synapse. The coding region runs from base 342 to 1190 and encodes 282 amino acids. NCBI's taxonomy places the organism in Eukaryota, Metazoa, Chordata, Mammalia, Rodentia, Sciuridae. The record is from RefSeq and is a predicted model, not a curated record. Gene Ontology annotation, molecular function: protein binding.
AGCAAGCGAGCUGGGCGGCGCCCUUGCUCUGUGCCCUCAACCCGCAUGGCGGAGCCACGGGCGCGCCUCGAGGAGGCCGGACGAGUCGGGCGGUUACGGCGCCCGCACUGAGCCGCGGGGGAGGGGCAGGAGACACCCGUGCAGCCGGUGCUUCUGCCCUCAGUGAGGCGGGGCGCGCAGCGGACGCCCCCGGGCAGGGGCGGGAGUGGUGGAGGCGCCGGCGGUUGGCCCUGAAAGGGGCGGUUAGAGAGCUGCUCCGGUCUCAAGGCGAGGCUUGGCCUCCCGCGCAGAGACGGGGGGAAGCGGCGGAGGCGGCGGCCCUCGGGCCGGCUGGUGAGGUGAUGGCGGCGCCGGGCCCGGGGGCUGGGGCAGCCUCGGGCGGCGCAGGCUGUAGCGGUGGCGGCGCGGGCGCUGGCUCCGGGUCCGCGGGGAUCGGGGGCCGGCUGCCCAGUCGGGUGCUGGAGUUGGUGUUUUCCUACCUGGAGCUGUCGGAGCUGCGGAGCUGCGCCCUGGUGUGCAAGCACUGGUACCGCUGCCUACACGGCGAUGAGAACAGCGAGGUGUGGCGGAGCCUGUGCGCCCGCAGCUUGGCCGAAGAGGCUCUGCGCACGGACAUCCUCUGCAACCUGCCCAGCUACAAGGCCAAGGUACGUGCUUUCCAGCAUGCCUUCAGCACUAAUGACUGCUCCAGGAAUGUCUAUAUUAAGAAGAAUGGCUUUACUUUGCAUCGAAACCCUAUCGCUCAAAGCACUGAUGGUGCAAGGACCAAGAUUGGUUUCAGUGAGGGCCGCCAUGCAUGGGAAGUGUGGUGGGAGGGCCCUCUGGGCACUGUGGCAGUGAUUGGAAUUGCCACAAAACGGGCCCCCAUGCAGUGCCAAGGUUAUGUGGCAUUACUGGGCAGUGAUGACCAGAGCUGGGGCUGGAAUCUGGUGGACAAUAACCUACUACAUAAUGGGGAAGUCAAUGGCAGUUUUCCACAAUGCAACAAUGCACCAAAAUACCAGAUAGGAGAAAGAAUUCGAGUCAUCUUGGACAUGGAAGAUAAGACUUUAGCUUUUGAACGUGGAUAUGAAUUCCUGGGGGUUGCCUUUAGAGGACUUCCAAAGGCCUGCUUAUAUCCAGCAGUUUCUGCUGUAUAUGGCAACACAGAAGUGACUUUGGUUUACCUUGGAAAACCCUUGGAUGGAUGACAGUGGCUUUCUUUGGAUGAAAGACAGACUGGAGAAGAGAUCUACUUGUGGAAAGUAGAAUCAUGAAGUGACAGUGUCAUAUGUGCAUGUCCAAGAAACAUCCUGAAAAACACAUGAAGUUGUAAACUGGAGAAGCAACUCUAUAGCGAUUAUCUUAGUGUUUCCUCUUUCCACUGGGCCAGAAAAAUCCUCAGGGUUGCAGUUGGUUGAGUGGGCAGUUGACAUAUGCAUGUUGCAACAGAUUUUGUCUCUAUGUUAGCAAUGUGUUAUUUCCAACUUUAAAGGUGAAAUUUUAGGGACACCAUAAAAAGGAUAAGGAUUUUUAAGUAAUAUGUUUGUGAAGGAUUAAUCCCAUCUUACAACUGCCUGUUCUUUCUCCAGUCCCUUUUUUUCCAGCCAGCUUGACUAUUAGAAAAGUAUGAAACUGGUUGGGUUUUAUUUAAUAUUUUUAAUAUAUUGAGAAGCAUGGUCUGCCUGGACUGCACUUCUCUAACAAUGAGAAAUAAAAUUGUGCAGCUAUUUUAAGAGUUGUAUAUACAAUAUGUGUGUAAAAAAGAACUGUAAAAAAAAAAAAAAAAAGGACAAAGGGGUUGCUUUGUUCUAUUUCAUUUUCUUAAAAAACCACUACA